This is a messenger RNA of Microthlaspi erraticum, 1149 nucleotides long. NCBI's taxonomy places the organism in Eukaryota, Viridiplantae, Streptophyta, Magnoliopsida, Brassicales, Brassicaceae. The record is from the annotation of a GenBank genome assembly.
AUGUUUGAAUCUAAAUUCCAUGAUCACACACUUGGUUCUGUCCCUCAACGUCCCAACAUCAAAACAGACUUAUUCAACAAUUUGAAAAUCUACGUCUAUGACUUGCCUUCAAAGUUCAACAAAGAUUGGUUAGAGAACAACAGAUGCAGCAACCACCUCUUCGCCGCGGAGGUCGCUCUUCACAAGGCGUUGCUCAGCCUCGACGGAGACGUACGGACGAAAGAUCCGUACGAAGCCGAUUUCUUCUUCCUCCCUGUCUAUGUUUCUUGCAAUUUCAGCACCAUCAAUGGUUUUCCAGCGAUUGGUCAUGCCCGAUCACUAAUCAAAGACGCUAUAGGGCUUGUCUCUGCUCAAUACCCGUUUUGGAAUCGAACCAAUGGCUCUGACCACGUCUUCAUCGCCACACACGACUUUGGCUCUUGCUUCCACACUAUGGAGGAUAGAGCAAUAGCUGAUGGGGUACCGAAGAUUUUGAAAAAUUCUAUAGUUUUGCAAACGUUUGGUGUUAGUUAUAGUCAUCCAUGUCAAGAGGUGGAGAACGUGGUGAUACCACCGUACGUAUCGCCGGAAAGUUUUCAGAGAACUCAAAAGAAUAUUCCGGUAGCUAAAGAACGAGACAUUUGGGUAUUUUUCCGGGGAAAAAUGGAAAUUCAUCCCAAAAACAUUAGUGGACGCUUUUAUAGCAAGCAAAUAAGGACGGAGAUAUGGAGAAGUUACGGUGGUGACCGCCGGUUUUAUCUUCAGCGACAAAGAUUUGCUGGUUACCAAUCAGAAAUCGCUCGUUCUGUUUUCUGUUUGUGUCCUCUCGGGUGGGCUCCAUGGAGCCCAAGACUUGUUGAGUCAGUAAUCCUUGGCUGCGUGCCUGUGAUUAUUGCUGAUGGAAUUCGUUUGCCGUUCCCUUCUGCCGUGCGUUGGCCUGAAAUCUCGCUCACUGUAUCUGAGAGAGACGUUGGAAAGCUUGGGGAGAUUUUGGAACACGUGGCGGCUACUAAUUUGUCUGUUAUACAUAAGAAUCUAGAAAAUUCAUCUAUUAAACAAGCCCUUAUGUUUAAUGUUCCUCCCAGGGAGGGAGAUGCCACAUGGCAAAUUUUGGAAGCUUUGUCAAAGAAAUUGAAUAGAUCUGUUAGAAGGUCGAAUAUUUUCGUGUAA